Molecule: messenger RNA, 970 nt
Organism: Peromyscus californicus insignis
Lineage: Eukaryota; Metazoa; Chordata; Mammalia; Rodentia; Cricetidae
Gene: Rell1
Product: RELT like 1
Exons: 6
Coding region: 152-970 (272 amino acids)
Biological process (GO): positive regulation of p38MAPK cascade
Cellular component (GO): plasma membrane
Source: RefSeq, a predicted model, not a curated record
UGGGCGGGGCCUCGGCGGGUCCAGGCUGGGCGGCUAGGGGCUAGAAGAGGCCGAGCUCCCCGGCUCAAUCUGCGGGGCGUCUCUGGAGCUUCACCAUCUUCCUGGACCGGGACGCGGCGGCCGGGGAGAGGAGGGUGCAGGGAACGCGGCGAUGGCUCCGUGGGGACUCCCGGGGUCCGCUGUGCUCUCUGCUGCGGUGUUCGUGGGAGGCGCCGUGAGUUCGCCGCUGGUGGCCCCCGACAACACUGGCAAUCACGCGUUACACUCCCGAGCAGAAACGACUCCGUCGUCACCCACCAACAAUGCUGGGAAUGGACACCCGGAAUAUAUUGCGUAUGUGCUUGUCCCUGUGUUCUUCAUCAUGGGUCUCCUUGGUGUCCUCAUCUGCCACUUGCUGAAGAAGAAAGGCUAUCGGUGUACGACAGAGGCGGAACAGGAAGUUGAAGAGGAAAAAGUAGAGAAGAUAGAGUUGAAUGACAGUGUAAAUGAAAACAGUGACACCGUUGGGCAGAUUGUCCACUACAUCAUGAAGAAUGAAGCGAAUGCAGAUAUUUUGAAAGCCAUGGUAGCUGACAACAGCGUGGCCGAUGUUGAAAGCCCUGUGACCCCUAGCACCCCGGGGAGCCCACCUGUGAGUCCUGGGCCCUUGUCACCAGGGGGCACCCCAGGGAAGCAUGUCUGCGGCCACCAUCUGCACACAGUGGGAGGUGUCGUGGAGCGGGACGUGUGCCAGCGCUGUAGGCACAAGCGAUGGCACUUCAUAAGACCCACCAACAAGUCCAAAGAGGGCCGGCCACGGCGUCAAGGGGAGGUCACGGUCCUCUCUGUUGGCAGGUUUAGGGUCACCAAAGUGGAGCACAAGUCAAACCAGAAGGAGCGGAGAAGUCUGAUGUCCGUCGGAGGGACCGAGAGUGUCAACGGCGACGUGCCCGUGACGCCCGUGAAGAGGGAACGGAGUGACACGGAGUAG